Molecule: messenger RNA, 1347 nt
Organism: Gossypium raimondii (Peruvian cotton)
Lineage: Eukaryota; Viridiplantae; Streptophyta; Magnoliopsida; Malvales; Malvaceae
Product: LRR receptor-like serine/threonine-protein kinase EFR
Exons: 4
Coding region: 1-1347 (448 amino acids)
Molecular function (GO): protein binding
Source: RefSeq, a predicted model, not a curated record
AUGAAUUCCAUUUCCUUCGCUAUUGUUGAAGUUGGCCAGCAUGCUGCCCUGUUGCACCAGGAACAGCCCGAGCCAGUGAAGUUGCAGCUGCAGAUCGAGCUACUGUUCCAUUUUCAAGUUUCGAGCCUUGUUGCUCAAGUCAGAGCUGAACUUGCUUGCACUUGGUUCUUAACACCAACAGCAGUCAUACAAGUUUUCUCAAAAACUCCAACAGGCCUUGUAGUUAGAGGAAAUGACACUGAUCAACAAGCAUUACUCCAGUUCAAAGCCAAGAUUACUGAUGAUCAGCUUAGGGUCAUGGAGUCCUGGAAUAGUUCCAUUCACUUUUGUCAGUGGCAUGGCGUUACAUGCGGUCGCAACUUCUAUAACCAGAUUCCUCAAUCGAUUGGUGGUUUAAGGAGACUGGAAACAUUAUAUCUGACCAACAACUCCGUAAGUGGUGAAAUUCCUUCCAAUUUAUCUUCUUGCUCUAAGCUCACAAUAGUUCGUAUGGCAGGCAACCGGCUAACAGGAGAAAUACCUGCUUUUCUGGGUUUCUUGUCAAACUUGAAAGUCUUGAGUUUUUACAACAACAGUUUGAGAGGGAGUAUCCCACCUUCAUUGGGUAAUUUGUCAUCCUUGGAGGAACUUGCCUUGACAUAUAAUGCAUUAGAUGGGAUUAUACCUGAAACUCUCGGACGGCUAACAAAUCUUUCAAUUUUUUUGGCAGCAGCAAAUGCAAUUUCUGGUACGCUUCCUGUUGCAAUGUUCAAUCUUUCCAAUAUUAGGUUCUUUGAUAUUGGUGAAAAUAAGAUUCAAUGUACUCUUUAUACUGACUUAGCGAUCACUAUGCCAUAUGUUGAGUUCUUUUCUGUAAGGGGAAAUAAAAUCUCCGGACAAAUCCCGAUUUCAAUAACCAAUGCCUCAAAUCUAGACGUACUUCAAUUUAAUGAUAAUAGACUUAGUGGAAAGGUGCCUUCCUUGGAGAAGUUGGAUAAACUAUCUACGCUUCAACUUGCCGUAAACGAUUUGGGACAUGGGAGAGAAGGUGACUUGAACUUUCUCUGCACUUUAGUCAAUAAUACCAAAUUAGAAUUUCUAUUUAUUAGUGACAAUAAUUUUGGAGGGGUAUUUCCUAAAUGCGUCAGUAAUUUUUCCAACACCCUUUUACGGUUAGAAAUAGACGAGAACAAAAUAAUGGGAAGAAUCCCAGAUGGGAUUGGUAAUCUCGUCAAUUUGGAGGUAUUAUUUGCAUCAGAAAAUCAAAUGUCUGGUCCCAUACCAUUUGAGAUUGGGAGGCUUCAAAAGCUAAACAAAUUUUUCUCUCCGGGGCUAUUCCCCAUUCUAUUGGAAAUUUAUCGGCGUUAA